Messenger RNA from Vigna radiata var. radiata (mung bean), 540 nucleotides. Its product is annotated as pentatricopeptide repeat-containing protein At1g20300, mitochondrial-like. Gene Ontology annotation, molecular function: protein binding; RNA binding. Gene Ontology annotation, biological process: chloroplast organization; Group II intron splicing. The transcript is spliced from 2 exons. Lineage: Eukaryota; Viridiplantae; Streptophyta; Magnoliopsida; Fabales; Fabaceae. The annotation marks the transcript as partial. The record is from RefSeq and is a predicted model, not a curated record.
CUGCAACUCUACGCCGACAUGAUUCUGUUGCUCGGAAGAAACAAGAAAAUCGACAUGGCGGAGGAGCUGUUCUCUGAAGUUUUGGAGAAGGGACUGAAACCGGACACGAGGAUAUGCGGUGAGAUGAUUGGGGCGUAUUUGCAAGCUGGGAUGACGGAGAAGGCGAUAGAGAUAUACGGGUCCAUGAAAGAAUGGGGUUGUACCCCCGAUAAGUUCAUUUUCACCGUACUUAUCACAAAUUUAGAAAGAAACGAACGACAACAACAUCAACAACUGGUAGAGUCUCUCAAACAAGACUGUCUUCACUAUGUGGAGUUCCCUGAUAAAUUCCUUCAACAACUUCAAGAAGAUAAACCAAGAAAGAGACGUGUCGAUCUUGUGUGAAAUUUUGCAGCUUUUGCUUCAGGGUGGUGUUGUUGGCUCUUGUUUACACAAAAUUAAACUUGAGUUGAAAUUUCAUGUUACGGUGAUUAUUAUAUGCUCAUGGCAUGUAAAAAGUAGACUUGUAUCUCAUAAAUCUGAUUAUGCUUUCACGAGUUA